Messenger RNA from Perca flavescens (yellow perch), 1544 nucleotides. It is a transcript of the gene tpbg, whose product is annotated as trophoblast glycoprotein. Lineage: Eukaryota; Metazoa; Chordata; Actinopteri; Perciformes; Percidae. The transcript has a single exon. Gene Ontology annotation, biological process: negative regulation of canonical Wnt signaling pathway. Gene Ontology annotation, molecular function: protein binding. Gene Ontology annotation, cellular component: plasma membrane. Bases 327 to 1466 code for a protein of 379 amino acids. The record is from RefSeq and is a predicted model, not a curated record.
ACACUGGGACUGGAAACCAUUCCGUAAAGCCUGAGGUUUGGAAGACAAUCAAGAAGAGGGAAACCUCGAAGUUUGCGAGCUUCGUCCGCAUCCCCUUUAUCCUCAUGGAAACGUAGAGUUCACCUACACCAGGAUGGUCUGGGGGUAGUUCUAUGGAGUCUGAGUUGGCACUGGGAGCAGUUUUCGAAAAGACAAAGGCGGGAAACACAGUCGGAAAAACUUUCCCUUGUUCAAGAAGAAGAGGAAGAAGAAGACGGUGAGUGGGUCGGAUUGUUGUAAAGUAAUCUUUACGCACGUUCUGCGCAGACAGAUUUGCACAAUCCAAUAUGCGCCUGUUGAACACGUCGUGCGGAUGUGACCGCGGAGAAAUGCGAGCGAGAACAGACAUGUCCGGAAUGUUGCGGUUUCUUUUCCUGCUCGCGGCUGUACUGUCCUGUCACGGCUGUCCGGAAAAAUGCUCUUGUGUCUCACAAACUGUGAAAUGCCAAGACCUGGGCUUGGACGCGAUUCCGCAGUCUCUACCGGUCAAUACCAAAAUACUAUUCGUCACUGGAAACAACAUUUCCCGGAUCAGUGUGGACUCUUUCCCAAUCCGCCUGCAACUGUUGUCAGAACUCUAUCUCAGUGGGAAUGACGUGGAGUCUGUGGACGCUAUGGUAUUUGACAACUUGCCAAACCUUGAGCGGCUGGACCUGAGCAACAACAGAAUCCAGAAUUUCAGCGAAAGAGCUUUCCCUGCUGAGAAUAAAGUGCAGCACCUGGACCUCAGUAGGUCUUUCCACAAUCAUUCCUUCAUGGAUGUGGUCCUGUGCGUUCUUCAGAGUGGAAACCUCCUCCAGCUGAAAGUCUUGGACCUGUCCAACAAUAACCUGGUGAUUCUUCCAGACAACCUAUUCACCAGCCUCUCCAACCUGGUCAGCCUCAGCCUGCAGAACAGCUCCAUCAUCUCCAUCCAGAACGGGACGCUGAGGGGGCCGCCGCUGCAACACCUUGACCUGAGGGACAACAGCCUGAGGGACCUGGCCACCUCCACCCUGGCAGAGUUCAGCCUCAAGCCUGCACUCCGCAUCUGGCUGGCGGGGAACCCCUGGCGCUGCGACUGCUUCAUGGACGACAUGCUCCUGUGGCUGAAAAACUCCACUCAGGUCGUUGACCUGCAGAACCUGACCUGUGAAGACCCAGAGGCCCUGAGGCGCCAGCCACUCCUGCAAGUAGACCAGUCCCAGCUGAAGUGUUCAGGCGACAUGAAAGGCGUGCUGGAGACUUCGUAUGUUUUCCUUGGUCUGGUGCUGGCCCUGAUUGGUGUCAUAUUCCUGCUGGUGCUCUACCUGAACAGAAAAGGCAUCAAGCGGUGGAUUUACAACAUCCGGGAUGCUUGUAGGGACCACAUGGAGGGGUACCAUUACAGGUACGAGUUAAACUCUGACCCACGUCUGGCCAACCUGAGCAUCAAUUCGGAUGUGUGAGCGAGGACGGGACACUGUCUGGCACCCCGCAGUGAGAUAUUAAAUGACUUAUACUGUUAGAUUUUGCAUGAAAGUCUU